Ruditapes philippinarum (Manila clam) is the source of this 4477-nucleotide messenger RNA. RefSeq lists its product as uncharacterized. Lineage: Eukaryota; Metazoa; Mollusca; Bivalvia; Venerida; Veneridae. The coding region runs from base 216 to 3554 and encodes 1112 amino acids. The record is from RefSeq and is a predicted model, not a curated record. The transcript has 4 exons.
UCUACUCGAGAUACGCCCCCCUUCUUUGCUACAUCACCAAACGGUACGGAAAACGUUGCUCGGUCAACUUUCUUUUUUUAUGUGCAAGUAAAAGUAUAAAAAGAUAAUAUUUGAAAUCAAACCAUGUUGAAUAAAUCAGUAAUGAAAAGACGUUAUACGGAUUUAUAACGGGUAUGGCCACCAUGAGGACACCAAGUAGAUAAAAAAUUUACACAAUGGCACCGCUAACACCAAUAGGGAUUUCCCCGAUUUCACAGAGUAUAUCUGUAGCAAGUCGGCAGCAAUCAACUGUUCAUGUCGUAAUAACAUCGACUCAGAAUGUACCAGGCGGCAGCUCAUCAACUCAAAAGCUAAUGACACCUGGAAUAUCUUCAAACACCCCUGGUGUGACCGACAGAGAAAAAUCAUCAACUGUCGGACUUUCGUCCACAAGGAUAUCAACUAUAAAUAGUAGAUCUACCACACCGAAACCUGCUUCUGUGACUCUGUCAACGGUACGAAGUAAUCCACCCAGUGUCCCUUCCACUAGCAUUGCUAGCUUAUCCACAACAAGAAGGAAUCCAUUCAUCAGUGUACAAUCCCCAGGAGGAAACCAUCCAAAUUACUCGACGAUCCUGCCUCCUAUCUCGCAGGGUCAACAUGGAGCAGCUAAUGGUGAUGGGGAUGGCGCAAACACAUCAACUAUCAUUGCAGGAGUUCUUGUUCCACUGAUUUUAAUUGGAGUAGCUGCUCUUGCAGUAUACAUUUGGUAUCGGCGGAAGUAUCCGGUGAGAAUGGUACUUGGACGUGACUUUAACAGAUUCUCUAACCCUGCUUAUAGUAAAAGAGCAUCGACAUUGACUUUGGUAAGAAACGAUGAACGAAAGGAAUGGGAUACAUUAUGUAGGAGAAACCCGGAUCUUUCAAAAGUAAUUGAAGAUGAGCAAGGAGGAAUUGAAAACGAGGCAUUUGAUUCUGAAAACGAAGAAGGCAAAGGAAAAGACAAUGAUAUAAGGCCGGAAGCAGACAUCGAAAACCCUGCUUCAAAUGACAUGGAUAAAAAGUUUGAGGAAGACGGAUUACAGAGCGAAGGUAUACGUCGUGAACGACCAAAAACAAAAAAGGCAAUUCUAGUUAAAACAAGUACAAUGGAAGAUUUUGAGAAUGGAUUUGAACUUGUCACGGAAUCUGAUUUAGGUCAGAGAACAGAAAGUGAAGUUAGUUCAGGAAAUGAUAGUACUGAAACCCAUACAAUAAGUUUAACAUUUUCAGAAACAUUUGAUGAAAGACAUAAGACGGAACGAAGCGUAUCAGAUAUUGGUGAUGUUAAAGAUUCUGGCGCGGUUUGUGUAGAAAAUAUCGAUUUAGAUAAUAAAGAAAAUAUAAGUUUAAAGUCUGCGUCGGAAGAUACAAUCGGGGAAGGCAUAGAUGUACAAGACGACAAUACUUUAGAUGUAAGUGAAAUAGGGUCUUCUCAAGGUAAUCAAUCAUUUGAGAUUGUAGGCAAUGAACAAGAAAUUGAUGCAUUUGCCGUACAAGACGAGCCAGAUGUCGCCGAAGGAAUGACUGACACAUCACAAAUGCUUACAGACUUCCAUUCUCAAGAGAACUCCGAAGAAGUCUUACAGCUAGAAACACAGGAUAUUGACAGCGGUGGCGAGUCUUGUAUUCCUGAAACAGUGAAUUUUACAUCGCCUUUGGACAAAGUCGGGAUUGUAUCUGAAAUUGUAAUCAAUGACAUGGAACAACAAGAAAACAUUCAAGAAAAUUUAAAUGCAUCGCAUACUACAGGUGAAGAUGAAAGUGAAGACGGAUUUCAGGACAACAAAGUGCAAGCAGAAGACGAAACAUAUCAACAACCUUCACACAACACCAGUUAUGAUAAACAGGAAGUGAUAAAUGAGGACAAAUCAAAGGAUGAUGAUAUCAGUCAAAAUAAUAUGACUAAUGAAUACGAUAGAAACGUAUUAGAAAAAGAAAAAACUGAAGUUUUAGAAAAAGAGAAAAAUGUAGUCGGAAGCAAUGAUUUACAAGUUCAUUCUUUAAUAGACUCCGAAGGUGCACUCUCUGAGGGAUCUGCUGAUGAAUUAGAUUCUCAAUGCUUGAUUGCUCAAAGAAUAAAGCCGUCAUUACAAUUAUCAAAUGAAAACAUUGUUCUUGAUUCUGUCCCACAAAGUCCAAUAGUUCUUGUCCAAGAGUCAUUCAUUCUUGAGAAUGAGUCCCCACUUCCGGUGUACUUAGAUAGCACUCAUAUGAGUCCGGGACGGGGGAGGCGAGCAUUUACACUCAAUGAUAUUGCUUCAAAAGGCACAUCAAAUGGUAAUAUCACCUCCGAAUUUAGUCUGCCAAACUUAAACGAUGAAAUAUCAAAAUCGUCGCCUGUGAUAUCUGAGCUGAAAACUUUCACCCACAAACAAUUUGAAUUCGAAUCAAAACAUGAAGAAAGCCGAUCUACUGACGAUCAAGUGACAAAGAAGGGCUUGACCUCUGAAAGCAUAAAAUCAGAAACAUUUCAAACAUGUGCAGAUGAAGAAGAAGGACAAAAACAAGUUUCAAGUUUCAAUGACGUCCCAGAGACCAGUGAAAUAAAUGAAAAUGAAGACAACCAAUUAGUUGCCAGUAUAUUUGACUCAGCAAGUACCUCCGGGUUAGAGAACACACAUGCCAAGAAAGACACAUGCGAUGAAAGCGAUGAAAUGUUCAUAUCUUUAGACAGCAAUUCUUCUGAGUUUACUAAUAACAAAUCUGAUAAUUUUAAGGAUUUAGAUAGCAGUAAUUUUGAUGAUUUUAAUUUUGUGAACACUGGUUUUCAGUCAGGAACAGAAGAAUUGUCCCCAAAAAAUUCUUUAAACAGUCAGGAUGACAGCUUAGAUGCAAAUGUAAUAACUUUCGAUGAUAAAUUAACUGAUGAUUAUCCAUUCGUAGACAAUUUUCCACAAUCGUCGACACCGACCGCUUCAUUUGUUGCAGGAGAAUCACAUGACCAAGAUGAGGAUUUGAUAAGAAAGAAAUUAACACCGCAAACUUUUGACUUUGGUAAUUUCGACGAAUCCGAUAGUGAGUCUUCGAACUCUGAAAAAUCAUCCGAAAAAAGUGAAAUUAUUGACACAAUCUGUUCCACACCCACUGGAAUCUUGGUUGAUACACAAUUUUUGGGGAUAGAACCUUUUGAUAAAAUGGAUAAUGCUAGAGAUAAUUAUGAGGAAAAUGUUGAGAAGCAGACGUUAGCGUCUGCUGGAGAAAUGUUUAGUUUAACUAGAUCCACUGACUCAUCAACAGAAUUGUCAUGGGAAAUCCUAAGCGGAGAAAAUAGUCAAGACUCAAAAAGUAACGAUCUCUUAGAUAUCACAACAAAAGACACUAAAGAAAAUACGUCAGAACACCAAGCUAUUUCUAUAAACAAGGAUCAAAACAAUGAUCUUCUCUCGUUAUCAACAAAGCCGGGAUUGAUCAAUUUUGAUUCUUUUGAUAUGUCAAAACAAAGUUCCGUAAAUGAUACUAGUAUGGGAAGUUCGACAACGACUGAUAUAUCUUGGGAAAUUGUUAAUGAAGAGGGAGAUAACUCAGAGUGUUAACAUCAUGUAAAGCUAUUUAUAUUGUUAAGAGAUAAGUCUCGUGAAGAAAUUGGUUUGAAAUGUUACUCGUAUUGAUUCAUUAUCCGGAAUUUUUCUUUUACAGCUCAGCAGAAUGUAUGCACUCAAGUAGAUAUAUGUUCAAGUAAAGCAAUCGUUUUGAAUUUCGAUGCCUUAGAAAGAUAUGUCAUAUCACGGAUCUAUAUUACAUAUAAAUCCGUGGUCUAUUUUCUCAAACUAAGAGAUAGAAAUUUGUCAUACUUUAUAAUUAUAUUGUUAACCUACUGUAUAUGAUUACUAUUUUCGAUAUUGUAUUGUUAGAACCAAGUUAACAUCAAACGAGAAAAGGCGAACAUUUUUAUCAAACAAUAUUACUUUUUGCUUUGUGAUGUAAAGUUCCUGUCUGUUUGGAAAAGGAUAUGAAAUCGAGUAAUUAAAACACGAGUUAAUGUAACAUUGUGAUAGAAAAUAAUUUAAUAUAUUUAUAUAUAUGCAAUUAUUGUAAUGAUUUCUCAGCUUAUCUUAGUUUUAUAAACGUUUAUGUUAUGGAAUGAUUAAGAUUUUUUUCAGCAUUUUAUUAUUUGUAUUUAUUUACCAAAGCACGGAUCUUAAUUAAUAAUAUAAACCCGUGACCAAAGAAAGCGAGUUAUUUAAUUAAUAUACCUUCUCGGGAUGGACAUGUAUUUAAGUGAAAGCUUUUUAUGUUUCUAUUUUUAAGUCCACGGCCAGUGAUAUGUAUUUACUUGUUUGUGAUAUUUGUAAUAUAACAUAUCUUCUAUGUGCCUUUGUUACGGCCUACGUGAGCACUUUUUUCUUUAUAUGCUUGAGGUGAAAAAAUGGGUUUUCUAUUUCAAUGUAUACUAACUGUUUUUAAUUCUAGUUAUUUUCGACAUUGUUAUUUCAUUUAAUAAAAUAUUCAAUCAGAA